AUGAUAUGGGUGAAUAACAAACGCCCCGUGCAAGAGCAGGGAGGCGUUGAGCGUCUGCACGGGCCGUCGGGGCAAGUGGGAGGCAGGCCUUUGCCACGGGCCGUCGGGAGCAAGCCCAGGAGGCAGCAGGCACUGCCACGGGCCGUCGGGGGCAAGCCCAGGAGGCCCGGAGCGCGCCACGGGCCGUCGGGGGCAAGCCCGGGAGGCAGGGCCUUGCCACGGGCCGUCGGGGGCAAGCCCAGGAGGCGGAGCCUUUGCCACGGGCCGUCGGGGGCAAGCGGGAGGCAGGCCUUGCCACGGGCCAAUCGAGGGGCAAGCCCCGGGAGGCCCAGGCCUUGCCCACGGGACCGUCGAGGGCAAGCGGGAGGCCAGGCACUGCCACGGGCCGUCGGGAGCAAGCCCAGGAGGCAGGCCUUUGCCACGGGCCGUCGGGGGCAAGCCCCGGGAGGCAGGCCUUGCCACGGGCCGUCGGGAGCAAGCGGGAGGCAGGCCUUGCCACGGGCCGUCGGGGGCAAGCCCAGGAGGCAGGCCUUUGCCACGGGCCGUCGAGGGCAAGCGGGAGGCAGGCAGCGCCACGGGCCAAUCGAGGAGCAAGCCCCGGGAGGCAGGCCUUUGCCACGGGCCGUCGGGAGAACAGCGGGAGGCAGGAGGCACGCCACGGGCUGUCGGGCAGCCCCAGGAGGCCCAGGCAGCGCCACGGGCCGUCGGGGGCAAGCCCGGGAGGCAGGCAGCGCCACGGGCCGUCGGGGGCAAGCGGGGGAGGCAGGCCUUUGCCGCAGCCAAUCGAGGAGCAAGCGGGAGGCAGGCCUUUGCCACGGGCCGUCGGGGGCAAGCGGGAGGCAGGCCUUGCCACGGGCCGUCGGGGGCAAGCCCAGGAGGCAGGCCUUUGCCACGGGCCGUCGGGGGCAAGCCCAGGAGGCAGGCAGCGCCACGGGCCGUCGGGGGCAAGCCCGGGAGGCAGGCACUGCCACGGGCCGUCGGGGGCAAGCGGGAGGCCCAGGCCUUUGCCACGGGCCGUCGGGGGCAAGCGGGAGGCAGGCCUUUGCCGCGGGCCGUCGGGGGCAAGCGGGAGGCAGGCCUUUGCCACGCCACGCGGGCCGUCGGGGGCAAGCCCCAGGAGGCAGGCGCCGCCACGGGCCGUCGGGGGCAAGCCCAGGAGGCAGGCCUUUGCCACGGGCCGUCGGGGCAAGCCCAGGAGGCAGGCCUUUGCCACGGGCCCGUCGGGGGAGCAAGCGGGAGGCAGGCACUGCCACGGGCCGUCGGGAGCAAGCCCCAGGAGGCAGGCCUUUGCCACGGGCCGUCGGGGGCAAGCGGGAGGAGGCAGGCCUUUGCCACGGGCCGUCGGGAGCAAGCGGGAGGCAGGCGCCGCCACGGGCCGUCGGGGGCAAGCCCAGGCGGGCAGCGCCUUGCCGUCGGGCGCGUCGGAGGGCAGCGGGCCGUCGGGGAGGCCCAGGCAGGCCUUGCCACGGGCUCGUCGGGGGCAAGCGGGAGGCAGGCACUGCCACGGGCCCGGUCGGGGGGCAAGCGAGAGGAGGCAGGCCUUGCCACGGGCCGUCGGGGGCAAGCCCGGGAGGCAGGCCUUUGCCACGGGCUCGUCGGGGGCAAGCGGGAGGCAGGCAGCGCCACGGGCCAAUCGGGGGCAGGCGGGCCCCGGGCCGUCGGGAGCAAGCGGGAGGCAGGCGCGCCACGGGCUCGUCGGGGGCAAGCGGGAGGCAGGCCUUUGCCACGGGCCCAAUCGGGGAGCAAGUGGGAGGCCUUUGGGCAGCGCCACGGGCUGUCGGGGGCAAGCCCCAGGAGGCAGGCAGCGCCACGGGCCGUCGGGAGCAAGCGGGAGGCAAGCCCCGGGAGGCCCAGGCACUGCCACGGGCCGUCGGGGAUCAAGCCCAGGAGGCAGGCCUUUGCCACGGGCCGUCGGGGGAGCAAGCGGGAGGCAGCCCAGGCAGCGCCACGGGCUGUUUUGGACUUUGGAAAGGGAUGGUGCUCGGCACUUGA
Hevea brasiliensis (rubber tree) is the source of this 1992-nucleotide messenger RNA. RefSeq lists its product as uncharacterized. NCBI's taxonomy places the organism in Eukaryota, Viridiplantae, Streptophyta, Magnoliopsida, Malpighiales, Euphorbiaceae. The record is from RefSeq and is a predicted model, not a curated record. The coding region runs from base 1 to 1992 and encodes 663 amino acids. The transcript has a single exon.